AUGGAGCCCCUGGGAAUGACCACUGUUUUCUUGAUGACUUGUUUCUCAUGCCUUCUCUUUUCAGCAUGGAGAAGUAAAUCUCGAACAGGGAAGCAGCCUCCUGGUCCUUUUGCACUCCCCUUUGUUGGAAGCAUGUUCCAUCUGAACCCACAUAACUUGCCUGAAAGCCUGGAGAAGCUCAGCAGGAAGUAUGGUCCUGUCUUUACAAUACGUUUAGGCCCAAAAGAGGUUGUGGUGCUGUAUGGCUAUGAUGUUGUGAAAGAAGCUCUGAUUGAUCAGGGAGAUGAUUUCAGUGGAAGAGGCAUUCUACCAUUGUUUGACAAACUCUUCCAGGGCACAGGCAUUGUGAACAGCAAUGGGGAAACGUGGAGGCAACUCCGACGAUUUGCCCUCACUACCCUGCGUGAUUUUGGGAUGGGGAAGAAGAGCAUUGAAGAACGGAUCCAGGAAGAAGCUCGUUUUCUGGUGGAAAGGAUCAAGAGCAAACAUGAGCAGCCCUUCAAUCCUAGCAGCUUCCUAGUCCAUGCUGUUUCCAAUAUCAUCUGCUCCAUCGUCUUUGGGGAUCGGUUUGAUUACAAGGAUGAAAAAUUUGUGACUUUAAUUGAUGUGCUAGAGCAAAAUAACAGGAUCCAGAAUGCUAUACAAACAAUGUUAUACAAUUUCUUCCCAACUAUCCUGGAUCACUUACCUGGGCCUCAUCAAACAAUGGUGAAAAAUAUUGAAGCAGUUAAUACAUUUAUUUCUGAAAUCGUAACAGACCACCAGAAAUCCCUGGAUCCCACCUGUCCUCGAGAUUUUAUUGACGCUUUUCUUAUCAAAAUGGAACAGGAGAAAGGAAAUGCUCAUUCAGAAUUUUCCACUGACACCUUGACCAGAACCACAAUUGACUUGUUCUUUGCCGGAACAGGAACAACCAGCACCACACUGAAAUAUGGACUUUUGAUUCUUAUGAAACACCCAGAGAUAGAAGAGAAAAUUCACAAAGAGAUUGACCAUGUGAUUGGCCGAGACCGAAGCCCCUGCAUGGCAGAUCGGAGCAAGAUGCCGUACACAGAUGCUGUGAUCCAUGAAAUUCAGAGAUUCAUGGAUUUCAUUCCAUUUAAUGUCCCACAUACUGUGAUCAAAGAUACCAAGUUCAGAGAUUAUCUUAUCCCCAAGGGCACUAUGAUAUUCCCUAUGCUAAGAUCUGUCCUAUAUGACAGCAAGGAAUUUCCAAAUCCAGAAAAAUUUGACCCAGGACAUUUCUUAAAUGCAAAUGGUACCUUUAAAAGGAGUGACUACUUCAUGCCAUUUUCUGCAGGAAAACGCAUCUGUGCAGGAGAAGGUUUGGCGCGGAUGGAGCUAUUCAUAUUUUUUACAGUCAUCCUGCAGAAUUUUACUUUGAAACCUGUUAUGGAUCACAAGGACCUUGACAUUUCCCCAAUAAUCAGCUCAUUUGCAAAUAUGCCCAAACCUUAUGAACUCUCUUUUCUUCCACGUUAACUAAGUACAGUUGCCAACUCCCAAGCUCCUGAAAUCUCUGGUUGAAUGACAAUCAUUUUCUAACCUGGAAAUACUGAAACACUGA
This is a messenger RNA of Rhea pennata, 1567 nucleotides long. RefSeq names its product cytochrome P450 2H1-like. Gene Ontology annotation, biological process: epoxygenase P450 pathway; xenobiotic metabolic process. The coding region runs from base 1 to 1482 and encodes 493 amino acids. Gene Ontology annotation, molecular function: oxidoreductase activity, acting on paired donors, with incorporation or reduction of molecular oxygen, reduced flavin or flavoprotein as one donor, and incorporation of one atom of oxygen; iron ion binding; heme binding. The transcript has 9 exons. NCBI's taxonomy places the organism in Eukaryota, Metazoa, Chordata, Aves, Rheiformes, Rheidae. The record is from RefSeq and is a predicted model, not a curated record. Gene Ontology annotation, cellular component: intracellular membrane-bounded organelle; cytoplasm.